AUGUUUGUCUCCGUCAUCUGGACACCAUGUUUCGAUGACUUCACCUGCGCGAACCUCAUAGUGCCGCUAGAUUACGACGACGUAUCCGCCGGCGAAACCACAAUCGCCUUUAUUCAGCAAGCAUCAAACCUCACCGACGCUCAAGAUAUUCUCAUCAACCCCGGCGGACCAGGCGCCUCAGGGGUGGGCACCCUGCUCGCAGCCGCGCAGCUCUUCCGACCGUACCUGGGCCAGAAGCACAACAUCAUCAGUUUUGAUCCGCGCGGCGUCAACAACUCGGGCCUACGUCUCGACUGCCUCCCAGACGCGCCGGCAGUCGCGCAAUACUAUGACAGCCAGAUCCUGCAACCCGUAGAUCCGGAAAGCGAUGCAUCCAUCUCGGAGGCCUAUACGCUCGCCGACGGCUUCGGGCAGUUAUGUUCCAACGCCCAUCGAGAUGACGAAGCAGGCUACGCCAACUCCGUGGCCGUGGCCGGGGACAUUGUUGCAUUUCGCAAAGCUGCGGGCGCCGAAUACGUCGGAGGCCGAUGUACUAUCUACUCGUCGCCGUGUACGAUUCUGUGA
Molecule: messenger RNA, 564 nt
Organism: Diaporthe citri
Lineage: Eukaryota; Fungi; Ascomycota; Sordariomycetes; Diaporthales; Diaporthaceae
Exons: 2
Coding region: 1-564 (187 amino acids)
Source: RefSeq, a predicted model, not a curated record